This is a messenger RNA of Pocillopora verrucosa, 1143 nucleotides long. NCBI's taxonomy places the organism in Eukaryota, Metazoa, Cnidaria, Anthozoa, Scleractinia, Pocilloporidae. The record is from RefSeq and is a predicted model, not a curated record.
UUUCUCUUCUCGGAAAAUCUUCAAAAUGGCCGCAAUGAAAAGAGGUUUACCUUCUCUGGAAAGGUAUUUUUCGACGGAGUUGGAAACCUUACAUGCAAACGAUCCAAGCCAUGGCUGUAAUCUGCUGAAGGGGCUUUUGACCAUGUACAAAGAUGGCAGAUAUUCUGAUGUCACUUUAAAGAUUAGUGAAGACCGACGGCUUUCAGUUCAUCGUGUUGUUCUGGCCUCUUUUAGUCCUUACUUUGAAGCCUUGUUCGGGAAAAACUGGGACGAUGGAGAGAAAAAAGAGAUAGAAGUUCUUGGCUUUGACGAGAAUGCUGUCAGCGAUUUGAUCGAAUUCGCAUAUUCGGGCAAAAUUGACAUCAGCAAAGACAAUGUGCAAACUUUGCUCGAGGUAUCCAAUUAUUUGCAGGUGGAGUUUGUCAAGGAAUCGUGCGGAGAUUUUCUGAAAGGUGCAAUUAAUGAUAAAACUUGUCCUAGCAUCUGGCAGCUUGCUGAUUUGUUUGCGCUGGAACAGCUAAUGAAGGAGGCUAAAAAGCACUUUUUGCUGCAUUUUACCAAAGUCACUCGGAUGGAAGAGUUUUUGUCGCUUCCAAUUGGUUUCCUGAAAGAGAUUCUUGCUGAUGAAGGUAUUUGCGUGGUUAUCGAGAGCCUGAUUCCGUCCAAAGAGGAAAGGGAAAAGGUCGUUGACGUCUUCAUAAAGGGAAUGAAACUUUGGAUUCGACGCUGGUAUGGGACGCCUGUCCUGGGAGGGCUGAAGAUUUUUUUUAAUCAUGAUGGUGACCGAGAGAUUAUGAUGGGAAGUGACUCUGAUCUGUCCGAACACCAUGAAUUUCACUUGGAAAAAAAUGAAAGGAUCGUCAAAGUUGAUGUUAAUUCUGGAUGGAUGAUUGACCGCCUCUCCUUUUACACUAACAAGAAAGAUGAAAAUGGUGAUCCUAAAUGUUAUGGUCCUUAUGGAGGGGAUGGUGGAGGAUUCUACACUGAGACUCCACCAGGGUCGUAUGGUUUCCUGGCCGGAAUUAGUGCUGCUGUUGUUUACUCACAGGGUGAAGAAGGUAUCACCAGACUUCAGUUUGCAUGGAGGGCAUUUUGAUGACAAUAUAUCAUUUAAGUAGCCUCGUGAUUUUUACUGUGAUUCUA